AUACCUACUUGUUGAAACACGGCAGCAAUCCAAACAAACCCGAAUCCAUAAAUCCUACAACCUUGCUCUCACUGUUAAGGGACGACUCGCAGACACGCUAGACGCACGACCUUCACUCGUUUCUUUUUUCUUUUCUUUCUUUAGAGCAGCGCCAAGAAGAGGAGGAGGUUUGAAAACACAAAGGGGGAAACACCUUCCGAAAAGGGAACGGGCCCAGGAAAUUCCCCGCAACCCCUCCCCAAACUCCCGAAGUGACGUCAGAACACGUGAUGCUCCUUUCUUCCUCCUCUCCCGACUUCCCCUUCUCCCUCGCGUGGAGCGGCCGGCGAGAGCCCAGAACGCACCAGGCGCGCCGCGUACUCGUCGACUCCGGCACCGUCGGUGCCGAACUGCGCUCCCGCAGCGCCGAAUGUCGACCGCCCCGGCACCAGCCACGCGCUCUCCGCCCGGUCGAAGGCGUGAGCAGCAGCAGCACCCCGGCACCACCACCACCGUCGCCGCCGCCGCCAACGCCCGUAGCUGACUUCGGCGGCAGGGCGGAGGAGAGCUGCUCCGAUGCGAUCGGUGUGAAAGUUCGCAACAGGAAACGCGUCGGGUCGAGGAUGUAGCGAGUCGCAGAGGCCGGUCAGCCAGCACAGAAGCCGCUACGAACAAGGGCAGAGGGAGACGAGCGAGGAGGGUCCAGCCAUGCUGACCGCGGCCAGCCUGGAGUCCCUGCUCCUGCAGAUGCUGGACCGGCUGGACUCGCCGUCCCCGGCCGGCGGACGCCACCGAGCACGCCAGCGGGGCCGCUGCUCGCUGCGCGCCGAGAUCCGGACGCUGGACCUGUGGCGCGCCGUGGUGGGCGAGUGCCUGGCCACGUUCUUCUACGUGUUCCUCGUGUGCGGCGCGCACGUGUCGUGGCCCGGAUACGCCGAGCCCUCGGUGCUGGCCAUCUCGCUCGCGACCGGAGCCGCCGCGGCGGCGGUGGUGCAGUGCUACGCGCGCGUCUCCGGCGCCCACAUGAACCCGGCCGUCACGCUCGCCGCGUUCGCGACGCGCAAAGUGAGCCCGCUGCGCGCCCUGCUCUACGUGACGGCCCAGUGCGGCGGGGGCAUCGCCGGAGCGGCGCUCCUCUACGGCGUCACACUUCCGGGCCACCGGAGUUCCCUGGGAAGCAGCCGUCCCCACGAGGCACUGGGAGCCUGGCAGGCGUUUGGCGUCGAGUUCGUGCUCAGCUUCCUCCUCGCGUCCACGGUGUUCGCUACGCGGGACCCUCACCGAUGCCAUCUGUCCACGGGAGGCGCGGACGCCCUUGUCGUCGGGUUCGCCUACCUCACCUGCACCCUGGCCGGGCUACCGGCUUCAGGAGCUUCACUGAACCCAGCUCGUUCUCUCGGUCCUGCCUUUGUCAUGAACAAGUGGAAAAAUCACUGGGUGUACUGGUUCGGGCCCGUGGCCGGAGGUCUGUUGGCCGGCCUCAUCUACGAGUACAUCUUCGACACCAAGAGAUCAAGCCGGGACGUGGGGAGGCGAAGCGUCGAGGACGCCGACAAAGAGUACCGGCUGGAGGACGACUACGAGGACCCAUCCAGUGCAAAGAACGCAAAGUACGCGACCGUCUCGCAGAGCCUAAACGGAGGGGUGGCCUCUGGGAGCACAGCGCGGCACGCUCGCGCGGCGAAGGCCGUCCGCCAGCAGCAGCAACAGCAGCAGCAGCAGUCGCAGCAGCAGCAGCAGUACGAGGCCGGCUGCUUCGGCCGGCCCGCUGCGAACACCUACUCGCCCACGCCGUCCCUGGCCUUCCCGUCAUGCACCGAGGCGGCCUACGCGAGCACUCUUGCAGCCGCAAACUGCACUGCGCAGAUCUACGACCUGGAGAUGCCUUCCGGUCACUUUCGGCGCGCCUGGAGUACGGACAAGGACCUCGACCUUCAGGACUCCAAGUUGUAUAUAUAAUGUACAGUGCCAGCGCAAUGUAUUGGAGCGGAAAAGAUGCCGGUUGUUCCAAAGAAAACUCCGACGAAGAUGUAGGAAGUGCACGAUCCGCG
Messenger RNA from Dermacentor andersoni, 2030 nucleotides. RefSeq names its product lens fiber major intrinsic protein-like. Gene Ontology annotation, molecular function: channel activity. The record is from RefSeq and is a predicted model, not a curated record. Gene Ontology annotation, cellular component: plasma membrane. Gene Ontology annotation, biological process: transmembrane transport. NCBI's taxonomy places the organism in Eukaryota, Metazoa, Arthropoda, Arachnida, Ixodida, Ixodidae.